Molecule: messenger RNA, 1089 nt
Organism: Macroventuria anomochaeta
Lineage: Eukaryota; Fungi; Ascomycota; Dothideomycetes; Pleosporales; Didymellaceae
Exons: 3
Coding region: 1-1089 (362 amino acids)
Source: RefSeq, a predicted model, not a curated record
AUGUACCGUGCCCCAUUGUCGCACCAUCCAGUACGAAAGAGGAAGCACGAGAAUAGAUUGCGCCGCGGCAUCUUCUCCUUAUAUACCGGCAGGACGUUACCAUCCGCGUUGCUCUCAGUGCUCGUCGUAUUACUAUCCUGGAGUUCCCUGCUCGGCGCCGUUACCGCUACAGAACCACAUGGUGAUCGACUCUCCAUCGUCGACGACGAUCUCGUGUGGAAAGGAUCGUCAUUGCACCUCGACACCCGUCCGCCACCAGUAAUUCCACUGUUGAUGCCUCCCGUACUCGCGAAUGAAGAUGCCAGCAGAACGCUUUCCGCACCACCUUCCAAACGGUCCCUUGCGACAGCUGCGAGCAGCUCUGCGGCGAACUUCCAAGUGCCAAAACCUUUCGACACAGGCCUAUCGAACAACUUUACCAGCUCAUGUGCGACUUACUUGAACCAGUUGCUCAAAAGCGAUGCCUUCAACAACUGUCACCCGUUCUCUUUGCUGCUACAGACAUCGAGUGGCUUUUUCGACGCGUCGAAGUCAUUCUUUCGCAUCACUCAGACACUUGAAGCAACAUGUGCUGUCAACGAGACCCAAUGUACAACAACACUGAACGGCUUUGCGCGAGAACUAUUGUCCGACACAGCUUGCAAAACGGACUACAACAACGACAAUCCAAUUGUGUUACAAGCCUACAAUGGACUCGUCGCCUACAAACCAUCGUACCAGGCAAGUUGCUUGCGUGACGAUGACGGAAAUUACUGCUUUGCAAAUGCAGUGAGCAACUCAUCUUCGACUACCGAUAGUUACCCUUUCUACCUACCCAUUGGCCAGGAACUUCCGGGAGGCUCGCGACCCACCUGCAACUCGUGUCUGCAAGAUACCAUGGCGAUCUACGCGAACUUCGCUAACAACGCGACGCAACCACUCAGCAAAACGUACACCUCAGCUGCGCAACAGCUCUCCAUAUCCUGCGGGUCAAAAUUCAUAAACAUCACUGCCGCGCCACUAAAGGGAGCUGCCGCACCAACAUCGAGCGCAUCGUUUACACCGACACUCGCCCUAAUUCUAAUGUUUGUUCUCUAUUUCUUCCAAUAA